GCCCCUUUCAGUACGAAGCCGACGACCGGGCCAGCUGCACCCGUUGCACCUGUCGUCCCGUUUUCUCUAUAUCCUUUCUUCUUCUUCUACUUCUACCUACUACUACUACUACUACUACUACUACUCUACUACUACUAUUCUACUACUACUACACUCUGCUACUUCUAGUUUACUACCACUACUUCUUCUUUUUUUUCGUCUUCUUUUGAUUUCUUCUUUCUUGUUCUUUUUUUUUUCCUUCUUUUCGAUCCUUCUUUUUUUCUUCUACUUCUUCUUCUUCUUCUUCUUCUACUUCUUCUUCUACUUCUUCUUCUUCUUCUUCUUCUUCUGGUUCGACGUUUCGCGAUCGACGACUCGUUGUGGUAACGCGACACGCGUCUACUAAGGGAUCUACGUUAUCAUUUUUUUUUUUUUAUUAUAAUCAUUUGCUGAAGGAAGAGAGAACGAGAAAGAUAGAAGAACGGACAAACGGAAACAGAGAGAAAGAAAGAGAGAGAGAGAGAGAGAGGAGAGAGAAGAUAAGAAAACAUUUCUUCUCGUCUGUGAAAGGAAUAAAAAAGACAACAUAAAACAAAAAAGAGAGAAAGAGAGAAAAGAAAAAAGAAACAGAGAAAGAGAGAUCCUUUAUCUCUUUCUUCCUUUUUACACACACACGCGUAUACACACACACACACACACACACACACACACGUAUAUACAUCUUUCUCUCUCUUCGAAUUUUUAAGUUUCAAAAGGAACAAAGUUACACGAUAUUCGAUUGGACCAAAACUGGAUGUCUUAUCCACCUGUGCGAGUCUCAACUCUCAUCGAAUAAAAGUUGUUAGGAUCGGUCGAAAAAGCUGUGGGGACCUCUCUCUCCUCUCACAGUCGGCGCAUCUUUGGGAUUCGACGGACCUUGGAUAGAGCGGCAGCCGUGUGUGCCUACGAAGAAGCACCAGCAGCAAAAGCAACAGCUACAUCUGCACCAGUAAUAGUAGUAGUAGUGAUGCCACCUCCGGAUCGUCGGUGUCGUUAGCAGCGGGCCUUAAAAAAUGGCCUCGAUCCUGGGAGACGGAACGGGCCCUGGGGGCUCGGGUCCCUCGCGAUGCCUCCUUCUUCUACAGAGGUCUCUGGCAAUACAGCUGACCAGAGGUCCGCCUCCUCAAGUCCUCAAUGCCGGCCAACGAGAAAGUCCGAAGGAGCAUCCAGCCGACGAGAUGUGGAUGUACGAUAAAGGUUAUAAUUUGUUUCAGAGUUUCUUGGAAGCAAAUUCAAAGUGUUGGUGGAACGCAGCACUCGUCGAUGCAACGAGACAGCUCAGGUAUAAAGGUCACGUGUCACCCGGUGUAUUAAUGGUCGGUGGACCACCUUGCGCCCUCGAAGUAUUAAGGGCAGCCUGGGCUCGAAAUGUACUCAGACCUCCGGCUGAUCAUGCCAUCACUUGCCUUGGUGACAUAGAGGAUUGCUUAGUAGCGCCUGUCUCUCAAGGACAAUUCACACCACUUCCUGAAGCCCUUUGUUGGGCGAUACUAGAACUGACGUCACAGAGGCAAGCAGCGACAUUGGAUACCCUUAGGUCAGCACUCAGGAACGCAUUUCCGGCAAUGCAAAGACCUAGCCGAGAACUCGUAUACGAUGCUCUAGCUAAGUUGAUGCAAGAACGAAAGAUCUACCAUACGUCUCAGGGAUAUUUCGUUGUAACACCGGAAACGAGAAGACUCAGGCGCGAUUCCGGCAGUUCUAGACGAUGUUCAAGAGAGGUCAAUGGCACUAGAGGCCAGGGUGGUAUGCUUAUGAGUAACGACGAAGCUAUGGCUCUGGUUCAUGGAGAAAUGUUGACCCUAAGAGACGGUGACGUUACGCAUCAGGCGGUACAGACCAAUCUGGCGGACGUUAUCUGUGGAGGUAACCCAAAUGACAAGGUCCUGUUUGCCAGGUGUCGAUCGAUGCCAGGUCGUCUUGAGAGGAGACACUCGCUUAGAUUGUGGGGAUCGGCCAGACGUUUGCACCGUAGCGGAAGUUCACGGUCUUUGCCAAGGAGGCCGGAAAGAAGUGACACUUCGUCUAGCGCCGAAUACGCGAGCACCGAUAGCGCACCUCAUAGUCCAACCAGCUUUUCGGGAAUGUUCACAGAGAAAAUAGGCUUGCUCUCAAGGCUAUUCCGACGUAGUACGAGGAGAAAGGGCGCACCUUUGAUGGGUACGUUCAGCGCUCAAUAUCCUCCAACCGAGUGGUUCAAUCCACGUGUCGUUCAUCUACAUAGUGUAGCUACGCAAACGAGAGCUGCUAGUCCUUCGAUGAUGGAAGGUUUGGAUCAGUCGCAGACCAGUUUCCAAGUCUGGGACGAUUCGAGCUCGGUAAGAUCAGCAACAUUACCAAGGCGGCACCGACGUCAAGCCAGCGGCGAUUCGUCGAGUUUAUUGGCAAAUUCUACACCAAGAAGCUCGAGAAGGCAUCGAUCGCCAUGUUCGACUAUGCCAAGAUCGAAAUGUUCUAGCUUGAGUAGAUGUACCUCAAGGGCAUCGGUCCUUCCGCCUAACGCCAAUCAAGAACCCUACCAGACACGUAAUCAAGUUCAAAAUGGAAAAAAUUCUGCCAACUCUUCGCCAAGUAGAAGCGGCGGAAGUUCUGGCUCCGUUAGGACUACCAACGUUAGUCCUGCGAAAACCGCUACGCUUACCAGGUCCAAUACGAGGCAAUCGAGUUCUCGUAGGCCGAGUCACGAUUCGACUGCUAGCGGCACAAAAUCGAGCAACGGUUCGCCCCAGCACAAGGUACUGCAAAAGACGUCUUCCGGUCAUUCGUCUCACUCGAGUGGGAAAUCGAUUUCUAGCGGUAAACUUUCGUCUUCCCCGCUGAAGACGAACACGCUGCCGGCGAAAUCGUCACCGUUGAAGGUCGUACAGCAGGGAUCGUUAACGCCUCUCCAAGAGGCACAGAACUCGAUAACGCUUCAAGUGUCGACGAAUCUCAGUCCGGUUAAUUCGUCACAGGAACAACGUGCUAUACAGAAUAGCGUGACACUGGCAUCGAAUGCUACGAGUACUACGACUAUUUCUGGAUCCCCAGGAACUAAGAUCUACGUACAUCAAAAUAAUUCACCGAUGAGAUCCGUAAUUACUUUUGAAAAUGGCACGGUUAAAACCAAGGUUACGGAGAAGGACGUCACAGAGUGUAAGGAGAAACAAGAACGCGAACUAGUUGGCGAGAAGGCUUACAAGUCUCGAAUGGACGAGGAGAAACUUUUUAAAGGUAAACUCGACGAUGAGAAACUUAAUAAAUCGAGUAAAAUCGAGCGACCGUCCUCUUUGUAUUCCGGAAAGGAGACCAAGCCUGGACUUCUCUCGGAGUCCGAUAAAGAGAACAAGCCUAAGGUCGAAGAGGAAACUCCUAGUAAAUUAAAGUUAACCAAUCGUUUGAACAACAGUCAAGCACAUCUGAUAGAUGGAUCGAGCGGUAACAUCGAUAAAAAUUCUUUGUCUCACGAACACACUACAGGGAGCUUAUCCAGUACGAAAAACACGAACGACGCGAUGAAUAAUUCACGAAAACUUAGUCUCUCCUUGUCGAAGGAUGCACUCAGCUAUCGGAAUUUACUCCGUCCGGGAUCGAAAAAUAAUAUCUCGUCUAAUCCUCCAUCGCCAACGAAAUCCUUCGAUGGCUUCGGGGGAUCCUUCAACAACGUCUACAUCGAAAAUCUCGAAUCGGCUAAACAACAAAGAGCACCUCAAGGCUCCGAGCCUAAUUUAGAAAAGACUGUUAGCCGUGGCGAUCUUUAUUCUUAUCCGAGUUUGAGCGACAUGCAAGUUCAAUUUACCAGUUUGGCAGCGCAGAAGAUACUUAAGGGUUGUCCGAUCAAUAGCGUCGAUACUUUGGUCGAAGUUAAUAUGGCCGCUGCCGAAAAGCCAAACAAUUGCGACGUCACCGUUCACACGGAUUUUGGUCUCGUUUGAAGAAAGAUCCAAAAUGAUUUCGGGGAUAAAACGAUUAUCCUUCGAAUGGAAAUAUCAUCCUCGAACGAACGUUAGGCUGUGUACGAGAUCUAACGAAACUCAUCGUCAUUCGUCGUCAUCGUCAUCGUCAUCGUCAUCGUCGUCGUCGUAGUCGUCGUCGUCGUCGUCGUCGUCGUCAUUUUAUUGACGUAUUUCGAUUAAUUUCAUCGCUAGCACAGCAUAACGUUUUAACAUGAACGUGUAUGUAAAUGAAAACGAUCCAGUUCCAAGUGAAACUAUCCUUUUAGAUCGGUUCUAAUGUCCUGUAAUAUAUCUAAUAGAUAAUAACCGCGUUCGAUACACACACAAAUCACGUGAAAUGUCACUGCCGUUGUCCGAAAAAAAAGAAAAAGAAAAAAAAAAGAAGAAAUGGGGGAAAAAAAUAGAAAUAAAUAUAUGACGGUAGUAGGUGAUACUGCGACAUACAUACGUAUAUAACGUGCCUACGUUUUGUUCCGAGAGAAAACAGUUGAAAAAAAAGAAAUGGAAAAAAAAAAGAAAAGGAAAAAAAGGGAGAAGAAAAAAAAAUUGUAUUCUAAAAAUGUUAUUCUAAAAAGUGUCGUUAAUUAAUUCCGAUGUAUAAUCGUGCGUUAAACACCGAUAUAUCUGCACAAGUAUAUAAAUAUCAAGAGUUCUGUUUCCCAAUGAGAAAAAAACAAUGUUAUAGAGAAUAGUAUGCCACAAUAAUCGCAGUUUUGCGUCGCUUUACUAAGCUUUAAAGCGAUUUGUCAAAGCAAUCGUUCGUAUUUAAUAUCUUUACACUUCUAUGCUACACGCAUAUCAUACAAUAUCAUACACAUACACACGCAAUUACGUACAAGCGCGCACACAGGGAGACGAAUCAUUUUCCAUCGAUAAUAUUACGUAUACUCCGUCGAUAAAUCCCGUGAUGGUAAUAAUCUGUAUUAACGGGUAAAUCGAAAAGCAGAUCGGAUGGUAAAGUAGAAAUGAAGGAAUGAUAAUACAUAAUGUCGAUAAAAAUGUUUUCUCUCGGUAUAAACGGUAUCGCUCCGUAAUUAGUGCAAUCGUAAAUCUAAGUGCCAAAAUCCAUGUAGUACUUACAAGAAACAGAAAAGAAAACAAGAGAAAGGAAAAGAAAUGAAAAAAGCUAGAUCGAUCGCCUUACAGAGUGUAAAUUACGAUUACCAUUAAUCGUAAUAAUAAACGUUCAAUUCUUCGUUCGAAUCGCGAGAAUUUCCAAACGAGAACCAUGCGUGAUUACCGACAAUUCGCGAUGAAUAAUUAAUGAUUAACCUUAGAAUAAAAUAAACCAUAGAGAGAGUCCCAUCAGUCAGUAGAUAAUCUCGUGUGUGUAAAAAAAAAAAAAAAACGGAACAUUCGCUUUGUAUAUUUCUUAUUAGUUUAAAAAAAAUCAGCGAUUAUAACCGAUGAUAACGUACAGAGCCUUUCGUUUAUUCUAUUUGAUUUUUUUUUUUUUUUUUUUUUUUUUUUUUUUUUAAUAAUAAUUUUUUUUUCCUAAUCUUAUUUUAUUUUUACUAUUGAACAAAACGAAUCGAGAGGUCUUCAAGAGAAACCUCUUUCGUUUUUUCAUUUCUUAUCAAAACUAACUUGUAGAAUAUUAUAGCAUAAUAUCAAUAUCUUAUAACACACAACGAAAAGCAUAUGAAAAUAAAACGAAGAAACACAAAAUUAUAUCCUAUCUCGAAUUAUCCAACAAAAAAGAAUAAUAAUAAAAAAAAAAAAAAAAAACGCAAAGAGAAAAAAAUGGAAAAAAUACCCGCUACGUCGUAAAUAAUCUGCUCUUAUUAAAAAAGAAAAAAAAAAAGAAAAAAAAAUAAUAAUAAUAAUAAUUCUCUUCGAGCAUAAAUUUCUCAUCCGUAAAAAUAAAAAAUGAAAAUAAAAUAGGAAGGGAUUGCUAUAAUAAUUAUUAAUUUAAAAAAAAAAAAAAAAAAACGUACGAAAAGAUAUUACGAGUCGGUUUUGUUCGUAUAUAUGUAAUUAAGAAAUGGCGAACUUAACGUUUCUCGAAGUUUUCGUCCGUUAACGCGCACAUACAAGCGAAUUCACAUACAAGCGAACUCACAUAUACUUAUAAAAGAUCACAAAGCAAAAUACGUGAUUUUAUUACUCGAGCGAAAUAAUACGUAAUAAUAAUUAUAUGACAUACGAAUGCAAAUAAAUAAUAAUCUUCGAUAA
Vespula vulgaris is the source of this 6128-nucleotide messenger RNA. RefSeq names its product storkhead-box protein 2 (gene knockout). NCBI's taxonomy places the organism in Eukaryota, Metazoa, Arthropoda, Insecta, Hymenoptera, Vespidae. Gene Ontology annotation, biological process: positive regulation of transcription by RNA polymerase II. The transcript is spliced from 9 exons. Gene Ontology annotation, molecular function: DNA-binding transcription activator activity, RNA polymerase II-specific; RNA polymerase II transcription regulatory region sequence-specific DNA binding. Gene Ontology annotation, cellular component: cytoplasm; nucleus. The record is from RefSeq and is a predicted model, not a curated record. Bases 1032 to 3932 code for a protein of 966 amino acids.